AUGAGUCAAUCAUCACCAUCAAAACCAGCAACACCUAUAACAUCAUCUAUAUUGGUACCAACCACAACAAAGAUGAUCACAUCGGCAUCGGUUGGUAACUUGUAUAUAUUGGAUCAUCAUCAUCAGCAACAACAGCAACACCAGAGAUCUGCAUCACCGUCACCGUCAUCAUCUACCUCUUCGUUGGCACAUACGAUGGUUAUCUUUUUCAAGGUGAGAGGCAAGAUGAAAUACUCCAACUUUAUAGGCUCAUCACUUGAAGACCUCAACGAUGUAUUCAUCAACCUCUUUCCAGAGUUUUCUAAAGAGUCUCUUAGACCCUUUACCAUCAAACAUCGUGAAACAAAGAUUGUCUAUGAAUUGGAUGAUAUUCAAGACUUGUAUCCUGGUUGUAUAUUAGAAAUGAGAAAGAAUUCAAGUGAUGCUAUAAAUGAAGGUAAAAGAAGAAACUAUGUUUAUACAGGAUUUGAAUCAGACAAGAUUGUAAUUGUAAUGGUUGGAUUACCAGCAAGUGGAAAGACAUUUAUCGCAAGAAAGAUUAGAAAUCUAUUAAAUAUCAUGGGUAUAUCGGCAAAGGUGUUUACUGUCGGAGAGUAUCGUAGAAAUCGUGUUGGUGCUGGUCAACCUGCUGAAUUCUUUGAUCCUGGUAAUCUUGAUGGAGCACGAGUAAGAUUACAUAUGGCAGUAGCGGCAAUUGAUGAUAUGAUGCAAUGGUUAAAUUCAGGUUCACAAGUUGGUAUAUUUGAUGCAACCAAUUUAACCAAUGAAAGACGUCAACUCAUCCUUACAAGAUGUACAAGAGAAGGUAUUAGUAAAGUUAUUUUUGUUGAAUCAAUAUUUAAUGAUAGUUCAAAACUGGAAGCUAAUAUGAUUGAAAAUUGGAAAUCUUCUCCAGAUUAUUCACAUCAAAGUCAAGAAGAAGCAGUUAAAUCAUUUAGAGAAAGAAUAAGUUAUUAUGACAAGGAAUACAAUGAGAUUGAUAACGAUGAUUUACAAUACAUUAAAUUGUUUGAUGUUGGUAAAAAGAUUAUAGCUAAUCGUAUUACUGGAUACUUGCCAAGUCGUAUCAUGUACCUAUUGAUGAACCUUCAUUUGCACUCGCGUCCCAUUUGGUUGUGUCGUGCCGGUGCCUCUGAAUGGGAGGUUCUCAGAAAAAAGGGUGGUGACCCGGAUCUCAACCACGACGGUGAGCUCUUUUCGCAUACUCUUGCCAGUUGGGUGACAGAGCAUGCCAAGAACCAAGAGAUUACCGUUUGGACAAGUACGUUUAAACGUGCUAUUCGUACUGCCCAAUACAUCUCUUAUCCAAAGGUACAUGUCCGCGGACUCGACGAUAUCGAACGCGGAGAAUGGGAGGGUUUGACACGCGAAGAAAUCCUACGUAAAACACCCGAAGAAUUUGGUGCUCAUCUCAACGAUAAAUUAAGUUAUCGUAUUCCUCGUGGUGAAUGUUAUCUUGAUGUUAUUCAAAGAUUAGAAUCUGUAUUUUUAGAAUUAGAAAGAACACGAAAUGCAUCAUUGAUAGUUAGUCAUCCUGCACCUCUUAGAUGUUUAUAUGGGUAUAUUACAGGUGAAUCCAUAGAGAAUAUCCCAUAUAUCGACAUCCCAUUACACACUGUCAUUUCACUAAGACCAACUGCCUAUGGUUGCGAAAUCAAAAAAUAUCCUCUUAACCAAGACAAGAAAGACAUUGCUCGUUUGUCGCUUUGGAUUGACGACAAACGUCGUUUCACUUUCAUCCUCUAUCGGGAUCAAGAUUUUUAUCAGAAGUUCAGCAAAGAGACAACCUCUUACUCUAGAUCAGAUUCAACAAUAGGAAACCUCAUCAUCACCAUAACACCAUCAUCAUCAUCAUCCACUAACUAG
This is a messenger RNA of Cavenderia fasciculata, 1866 nucleotides long. Its product is annotated as Fructose-6-phosphate 2-kinase/fructose-2,6-bisphosphatase. The record is from RefSeq and is a predicted model, not a curated record. Gene Ontology annotation, cellular component: cytosol. The transcript is spliced from 8 exons. Gene Ontology annotation, biological process: fructose 2,6-bisphosphate metabolic process; fructose metabolic process. The coding region runs from base 1 to 1866 and encodes 621 amino acids. Lineage: Eukaryota; Evosea; Eumycetozoa; Acytosteliales; Cavenderiaceae. Gene Ontology annotation, molecular function: fructose-2,6-bisphosphate 2-phosphatase activity; ATP binding; 6-phosphofructo-2-kinase activity.